Messenger RNA from Stegodyphus dumicola, 443 nucleotides. RefSeq names its product trichoplein keratin filament-binding protein-like. NCBI's taxonomy places the organism in Eukaryota, Metazoa, Arthropoda, Arachnida, Araneae, Eresidae. The record is from RefSeq and is a predicted model, not a curated record. Gene Ontology annotation, cellular component: keratin filament. Gene Ontology annotation, biological process: apoptotic process.
ACAAGUUUGAAUUUUCGGUUUUGAGUUUCGCAUGUUUUGAGAAAUGAAAUUUUGUUUCUUUAAAAAUUGUGUUUUUAGAAUAUGGAAAAACUAAAAUAAUUUGAAAAGUGGAAAAAGGUUAAAUAUGUUUAUAAAAAAUGGCUUUAUCAUCUUAUUACGUAUCAUUGAACCGUAAAGAUUUAGCUGAAAGAGCGAUAGUUUCUAAGCGAGAAAGAGAAGCAAGUCGUGCUCAGAGAUGUAAAGAAGUUGCAUCAUAUCAUAAAGAAUUAGCUUUGAAAUCUGAGAAAUAUAAAAACCUGGAAGAAGGAGUAGUAACAAAGGCUCCAAGAGCUAAUGAAGAAUCUGUUGUCAAAUUGAAGAUACAAGAAGAUGCGAAAGAAAAAUUAGUUCGUCGUAGACAGAAACUUUUUCGCCUUCUAGAUGUGGAGAAUAAGCAAUACAUG